UCUAUUCAAUAGUUUUGUCCCGGUGACUUAGUCGGCACUUCGUCGAGAGCAAGCCAACGGAGCACACCGUACUUCGAAGACAACACCCGGCGUCUCGAUGGUGUUAAGGUAGCAGGUCCCAAUCAUUCUGUGGAACUGCUCUUAAAGGGUUGGCGUACAUCUCUAGAAAGAAACAUUCAUCUAGUAGAAGGUUCUGUCGAAACCGAUGACUUCUGACUACUAACCGGAUACAUACGACGUUAGAUCUAUCCAUCUUAUAAAAAUGGAUUUCCCAAUUGCGAUAAAAGACUCGGUGUUCAUCCGCCCUGUGAAGAAGACGGAUGCCAGUGCCUUGUUUGAUGCUGUGGAUCAAAGCCGAGCCAGCCUCGGACCACAUCUACCAUGGAUCUCUGCAGUGAAGAAUGUUAAAGAUUCUGCAAGUUUCAUCGAAUCAGCGAUGGCUCAAGAAGCUUACGGCAAUGGUCUGCAUUGUGUGAUUUAUGACGUCGAUCAGCUCGGAGAACUAGAAGUCUUUGGUGUUGUUUCUCUGAGAACCAUCAAUGUCCCAACCAAGACGGCAGAUAUUGGGUACUGGUUACGAGAGGAUAAGGUAGGCAAGGGAUUGUGUACCAUGAGCUGUAAGAAGCUUAUUGAGUAUGGUCAGGCCAUAGGUAUCGAGCACUUUGAAAUUCACGUAGCCACUGAUAAUGAUAAAAGUGCAGCUAUCGCUAGUCGUAUUGGCUUCCAAAAGCAACCAGGUAAAAUCAGAGGUGCAGAGAUUGUUAACAAUAAACCAAUUGAUCACCAUGUUUACUUGCUUAAACCAAACGGUACUCCAGGUUCACCCCAAAAGUCUAACAUCGUUCUUCUCUUGGUUGGUGUUGUGGGUCUCGUCGUUGCAUUACUACUGGCAUUCAGAUUGCCAGAGCAGCAGUCGGUCUUGAAGAGGAAGCAUAUUCUGCUUGUUGGUGGUGGUUGGAAUCAGACGUGGUGUGAUUACACUUAUGACGUGGCACAGAAAAUGCAGAUUGACCUGAGUGUAGCUGACCAGGAAGGCCAUUGGGUAGAGAGAUUGGUGCUGACUAAACGAGUUUACACAUUCCACUCGAUAGACACUCAUGGUCCGGUUGAUCAACUCACUAAAGACAUCUACGAUAUACUGACAUCAUCAGGCAUUGAAUUCUCUGGCGUGACGACUACGACAGACCAGCUACUCGUUGCUGUUGCCACUGCUGCUAAGAAGGCUGGAUUACCAACACUCAACCCUGAUGUCUUCGCAAAUGUUCGUGAUAAGGUGAUCCUGAAGUCUCUAGUUAAAAGCAAGGCCCCAGUCUCGAGAAUCUCGGCAUUUGCAGAUCUAGAAAAUGCAGCUAAAGUUGUUGGCUUUCCGGCUGUCAUGAGACCUGUAUCCGGCGUGGGGUCCUUAUCAACUCGCCUUGUACAAUCCAAUUCUGAACUUAUUGAGGUAUAUACACAACUACAAAGAAGUGUAGACGCACAGAAACUACUCUUCGAUGGAAACACUGAUCUGAUGCUUGAGAAAUACGUCACAGGUAAAGAGUACGAUGUCGACAUUAUCAUGGAGAAAGGCGUAGUGAAGUUUGCAGCAAUUACUUUCAAUACGAUUGGGAAGGCACCAUGGUUCCAGGAGAAACAAAUGACGCUACCUACGUCAAGCGUGAAUCAAAACACGCAGAAAAAGAUGGCUCGGUAUGCUGAAGCUACUUGUAACCAAGUUGGUCUAACUGAUGGGGUGUUUCAUAUAGAGGUCAUAAUGGAGGGAGAUCGGCCUCAUCUGAUCGAGAUCAACGCUAGACUAGCUGGGCUUAAGAGUAGGAACUUCGUCAAAGCUGCUUACGAUGUUGACCUCUUGGAGUCUGUCUUUAACAUUGCGUUAGGUGAGCAAGUAAAGGACCUUAGCAACAAGGGAAUCCUUGAUGAUAAAAUGGUCAAACCAAAGUACACCACAACCAACUACAUCAACGUAGAAUUUUCAGGUGUCAUAAAGACCAACACCUUUCUUGAAGGCAUUGCACAAGACCGAAGGGUGAUCGACACUGCAUUGAUGGUUAACAAGGGUCAGAGGGUCGUUGGGCCAGAGGAAGGGGUUCCAUAUUUUCUUGGUGUUUUUAUUGUUCAGAGUGAGGUUUCGGAUGAGGAAUCGAUAAGGGUGUCAGAAUAUCUACUGGAGAAGAUCGAUCAGAAGCUGGUUAUAGAACCACUGUCUAAUAUCCAUGUGCAGAACACGCCUGUUAUUGGAAUGGAAGACAUCUACGGUCUGCGACGACGAAAGUUCCGUGCAUUGUCAGCAAACUUGGAGGCAGUUGCUUUACGGUACGGCUUUGAGGAACUGCUGGUCCCGAUUGUAGAGAGAUCGACUUCAUUUGCUGAAGAUGUUGUUGGAUUGUCACCGUGGCCUGAGUGGGAUCCAAGAGGUUGCUUCUUCUUUGAUAUCCAGGAUUAUGCAAAGGGUUUUAGUGAGAAGAAAGAGACGACAUCAGUUCUUCUUAUACCGGAAGGAACUCUGUCUGCCGCUCGUUGGCUGGGCCGUGAAAUUGCAGAGAAUGAUAACAUUGCAUUCCCCAUCAAAAUCUUUUACAAUGUUCCGUGCUUUAGGAAUGAACCGACUGACACACUGUCCUCACGAAAGAAGCGUCAGUUUGAUCAAUUCGGUCUUGAGAUUCUCGGGGCACAGGACCUCGGUGCUGAUGUGGAGAUCAUCUGCAUGCUUGGUGACAUGCUGGAGGCAGUCGGGAUACCCAAGGGUAAGAUCAUCUUCCGAAUCAGUAACGUACAGAUUCUGAUACAACUUGUGAAAGACUCUGGAAUCAAUCAUCUUGACACUAUUAAGGUAAAGGAGGCUAUGGACGAGAUUGCAGAAUGCAGAGCUAAGAAAGCAUCGAGCUGCGUAGAGGACAACGAGAGGGCCUUCUGGAAUGUCUUGAAUGAGUACCAGCUCAAACAGCAGGAGAAGACGUCUUGGAUAGCCAUGUUACGUCACGCCACCGGUAAAGUCGACACCAAACUUCGCUCUGAGUUUUCGCCAAGCUAUAAACCACUGUUUGAUGAUUUGGAAGAUAUUUCCGUCGGUCUGGAGAAGCAUGGGUACGCGGUUGUGGUUGAUUUGUGUGUUGUGCGGUCGCAUGAGUACUACACCCACUUUUCGUUUGAGGUUGAUGUGGUUGAUGGCAAUCGACGUUUCCUGGAGAUUGCCGGAGGGGGACGAUACAACAAGCUCGUUGGACACUUCAUCAAAGAUAGGACCGACCAAACCAAAAACAUCACCACUGUGCCCUCUACUGGCUUUGCCUUCGGUAUCCAGCGUGUUAUUGUAAUGCUGAACGAAAUGAACGCUUUCCAGGAAAACAUCUACAAAACAGCUGAAAGAAUCAUCACCUUUGACGAGUCUUCUGCGGACGUCCUGCUCGUUCCUGACAUGACGUUGGGCGCAGUGGACGGGUACCUGGACGCACUAUCUUGGUUGAAACAGCAGACUGGGAUGUCAGAUAGUCGGGUUGAUAUUUACAUCGGGGAAUCGGCACCCGUUUCUCGUGACAAUCUUCUUGAUAAUUAUCGCAAACAAAGACGGAUAAACAAAAUUGUUUAUCAAAACAAAACAUCCGAAAUCCCUUGAAGGUUCGAUGACAUUAUUUUGUCAACGACAUCACGAACUGAGACACAGUAUACAAAACCACAAUUCAUAUUUUGUUUUGCACAAUAAACAGUUUUCUAUUGAACAAUUUUAUGAAUUUUCAACGCUCCAAUAGCUUUUUGUUUUUUAUUUGUUGUUUUUACAAUGAUUAUGCAAAGCAACUUUUGCACCAAAAGUGUCAGUUCGUGAAUAUGGAAAAUGUUUAUGUUUUUCGUAUGUUUUUUUUACAGGAAUGGGUGAUGUCACCCAGAAAUAAACAAAUUUUCUGACGUUCAAAUCAUACACUGAAAGAACACUAGUUGAAAAUACAAUGACAUUUUGUAGGAAAGCUUUAAUUGGCCUCCAUUUUGUAAUUGUUUUAUAAUAUUGUUAAAGGCAGUGGACACUAUUGGUAAUUACUCAAAAUAAU
Asterias rubens (European starfish) is the source of this 4040-nucleotide messenger RNA. RefSeq lists its product as uncharacterized. Gene Ontology annotation, biological process: histidyl-tRNA aminoacylation. The record is from RefSeq and is a predicted model, not a curated record. Gene Ontology annotation, molecular function: metal ion binding; acyltransferase activity, transferring groups other than amino-acyl groups; histidine-tRNA ligase activity. Bases 263 to 3613 code for a protein of 1116 amino acids. The transcript is spliced from 3 exons. Gene Ontology annotation, cellular component: cytoplasm. Lineage: Eukaryota; Metazoa; Echinodermata; Asteroidea; Forcipulatida; Asteriidae.